Messenger RNA from Anthostomella pinea, 1644 nucleotides. NCBI's taxonomy places the organism in Eukaryota, Fungi, Ascomycota, Sordariomycetes, Xylariales, Xylariaceae. The record is from the annotation of a GenBank genome assembly.
AUGAGCAAGAGGAGAUCAAAGGCUCUGGGUGACACUUCUGAUACCCAGCGACCGUCUCAGAUCAGGAGGAUGGCGACGCAACCUGCGACAACGGCCAUUGAACUGAACGCAAAGGAAACCCAACUCAGGGAUCUUCUGCUCGAUACCGCUAAAUAUGUCGAUCGGUCAAAGACAACAGCUGAGCCUGUGGUGCUACGCUGGGCCGGAGGUUGGGUUCGCGACAAGCUCCUGGGCAUCGAGUCCCAUGACAUUGACACUGCCAUCAAUGUCAUGACCGGUGAGGCUUUCACGUCCAAGAUAUGCGAGCUAUGUGAGCAGCCUGAGACUGUUGAAAAACACAGAAUCACAGACACGGACAUUGGGAAUCUUCACAAGAUUGCGAGGAAUCCGGACAAGUCGAAGCAUCUCGAGACUACUACUAUCAAGCUGUUCGGCUAUGACGUGGAUUUCGUGAACCUGCGCAAGGAGACCUACACCGAGGACAGCCGCAAUCCUCAAAUGGAGUUCGGUACAGCCGAGGAAGAUGCAUUGAGAAGAGAUGCAACUGUCAAUGCCUUAUUCUACAAUCUCAACACCGGCAAGGUGGAGGACUUCACUACUGGCCUGACCGACAUGCAAUCCAAGUUAAUCAGGACUCCGCUGGAACCCUUUCAGACCUUCAUGGACGAUCCUCUGCGCGUCCUGAGGCUGGUAAGGUUUGCUAGUCGACUCGAGUUCGCGAUCGACCCUGCAGCAGAGAACGUCAUGGGCGACAGCAACGUGCUAGAUGCGCUACGGCUAAAAAUCAGUCGGGAAAGAGUCGGUGUUGAAAUAGAGAAGAUGCUAAAGGGUAAUCACCCGCGCAGGGCAUUGCAAUACAUCAACGACCUUGGACUAUACCACACCAUCUUCACGGACCCCUCCCAGCCGGGGAUACCCAAGCCGGACAUCUCUCGUUGGAAGUUGGCCUACUCGUGUUACGAGUCCCUCCGUGUCAACAAAACUCCAGGGUCCAUACAUGAUGUCCUCGUGCGGUCAGAAGAGGCAUCUUAUUAUGCCUGGGUUCUCGCAGCUCUGGCUCCUUGGGAAUACGUCGAACAGCCAGCGCGUACGGGUGGAGGUAAACCCCCACCUCCUCUUGGAACCUUGGCUGCUCGAGACGGGAUUAAAGCGCCGAACAAGCUGUGUGAUGUCGCCACAGCCGCCCAUAACAACCGAGCGGAAAUCAUGUCUCUGAAGGACGCAGUUCUUCAAAAAGCAGCGCACAUCGGCGAGCGCGAUCGCUUUGGCAUGGCGAUUAGGCGUUGGGACUCCCGAGGUGGUCACUGGCGACUUCAGGUACUGUCUGCGCUCCUUGUCGAGUCAAUGCAGGCUUUGGGCGCGGAGUCAGACGCUUCAGACACCAACGGAGAUUUUCUACGUAGCUGGCAGCUAUUCCUGGAUCACCUAGAAGAACUCGACGUCAUGGAGGCUCCAUCGCUGAAGCGCGUAAUCGAUGGUACCCAACUGGCGAAGACUCUAGGGAUCAGACCAGGGAAAUGGAUGGCACCGGCCCUGGAGGUGUGUGUGGCAUGGCAGCUGCGCAACCCAGAGGCCACGGACCCGGCAGGGGCGGUCGAGGAGGUGAAAAGCAAAAGAACCGAGCUUGGUAUUCCGGCUAAGUAG